This is a messenger RNA of Castor canadensis (American beaver), 2449 nucleotides long. RefSeq names its product A-Raf proto-oncogene, serine/threonine kinase (gene Araf). Gene Ontology annotation, molecular function: ATP binding; MAP kinase kinase kinase activity. Gene Ontology annotation, biological process: MAPK cascade; protein phosphorylation. NCBI's taxonomy places the organism in Eukaryota, Metazoa, Chordata, Mammalia, Rodentia, Castoridae. Gene Ontology annotation, cellular component: mitochondrion; cytosol. The record is from RefSeq and is a predicted model, not a curated record.
CUUGACAGGCGUGAUCUCAGUCCAAUAAGAAUAGAGGACUGAGUUCCGCAGAGCCAACAGCGAAAGUCCGAGGGGCAGUGGAGGCGGUCUAUGUGAGGAAACAAGAAGACAGGCCCAAGAUGGAGGCGGUGGCGGCUGUAGCGGCGUGACAGGAGCCCCAUGGCACCUGCCCAGCCCCACCUCAGCCCAUCUUGACAAAGUCUUAGGCUCCAUGGAGCCGCCACGGGGCCCCCCUGCCAACGGGGCCGAACCGUCCCGGGCAGUGGGCACUGUCAAAGUGUACCUGCCCAACAAGCAACGCACAGUGGUGACUGUCCGGGAUGGCAUGAGCGUCUACGACUCUCUAGAUAAGGCCCUCAAGGUGCGGGGCCUCAAUCAGGACUGCUGCGUGGUCUAUAGACUCAUCAAAGGGCGAAAGACAGUCACUGCCUGGGACACGGCCAUUGCACCCCUGGAUGGGGAGGAGCUCAUCGUGGAGGUCCUGGAAGACGUGCCCCUGACCAUGCACAACUUUGUACGGAAGACUUUCUUCAGCCUGGCAUUCUGUGACUUCUGCCUUAAGUUUCUGUUCCAUGGCUUCCGCUGUCAAACCUGUGGCUACAAGUUCCACCAGCAUUGUUCCUCCAAGGUCCCCACAGUCUGCGUUGACAUGAGUACCAACCGCCGACAGUUCUACCACAGUGUCCAGGAUUUGUCCGGAGGCUCCAGGCAGCACGAGGUCCCCUCAAACCCUUCCUUGAAUGAGCCACUAACCCCCCAGGGUCCCAGCCCCCGCACCCAACUCUGCGACUCGGAGCACUUCCCCUUCCCUGUCCCAGCCAACGCCCCCCUGCAGCGCAUCCGCUCCACGUCCACUCCCAACGUCCACAUGGUCAGCACCGCAGCCCCCAUGGACUCCAGCCUCAUGCAGCUCACGGCCCAGAGCUUCGGCACCAAUGCUGCUGGUGGUAAAAGUGGUGAUGGAGCCCCCCGGGGGAGCCCUAGCCCUGCUGGCAUGCCCUCGGGGAGGAAGUCCCCACAUUCCAAGUCACCUUCAGAGCAGCGGGAACGGAAGUCCUUGGCUGAUGAAAAGAAGAAAGUGAAGAACCUGGGGUACCGGGACUCAGGUUAUUACUGGGAGGUGCCACCCAGUGAGGUGCAACUGCUGAAGAGGAUCGGAACGGGCUCCUUUGGCACCGUGUUUCGUGGGCGGUGGCAUGGCGACGUUGCCGUGAAAGUGCUCAAGGUGGCCCAACCCACAGCUGAGCAGGCCCAGGCCUUCAAGAACGAGAUGCAGGUGCUCAGGAAGACACGACAUGUCAACAUCUUGCUAUUCAUGGGUUUCAUGACCCGGCCAGGGUUUGCCAUCAUCACACAGUGGUGUGAGGGCUCCAGCCUCUACCACCACCUGCACGUGGCCGACACGCGCUUCGACAUGGUCCAGCUCAUUGACGUGGCCCGGCAGACUGCCCAGGGCAUGGACUACCUCCAUGCCAAGAACAUCAUCCACCGAGACCUCAAGUCUAACAACAUCUUCCUACAUGAGGGGCUCACAGUGAAGAUUGGUGACUUCGGCCUGGCCACAGUAAAGACUCGGUGGAGUGGGGCCCAGCCCUUGGAGCAGCCCUCAGGCUCUGUGCUAUGGAUGGCAGCUGAGGUGAUCCGUAUGCAGGACCCGAACCCCUACAGCUUCCAGUCGGACGUCUAUGCCUAUGGGGUUGUGCUCUAUGAGCUCAUGACUGGCUCGCUGCCUUACAGCCACAUUGGCAGCCGUGACCAGAUCAUCUUUAUGGUGGGCCGUGGCUAUCUGUCUCCAGACCUCAGCAAAAUCUCUAGCAACUGCCCCAAGGCCAUGCGUCGCCUGCUGUCUGACUGCCUCAAGUUCCAGCGGGAGGAGCGGCCCCUCUUUCCCCAGAUCCUGGCUACCAUUGAGCUGCUGCAGCGGUCACUCCCCAAGAUUGAGCGGAGUGCCUCAGAACCCUCCCUGCACCGCACGCAGGCGGAUGAGCUGCCAGCCUGCCUCCUCAGUGCAGCCCGCCUUGUGCCUUAGGCCCUACUUCCCAGCCACCAGGGAGCCGAUCUCAGCCCGUCGCCAGUGUGCUGCCGCCUUGAUACUGCCUCAGGAUCCCCAUCCCCGCCCUGGGAGAUGCGGGGAUCCCCACAUGCUCUUCCAGUUUCUCUGGAAUUGGGGGAACCCCCAGAGAUUAGACCCCUGCCUCUUCCAUAAUUUGAUUUCCUCUUGGCUUUGGGGAUACUUCUAAAUUUGGGGUGCUCCUCCGUCUCCAAUGGCUGGGAUUUGUAGCAGGGAUUCCACUCAGAACCUCUCUGGAAUUUGUGCCUGAUGUGCCUUCACUGGAUUUUGGGGUUCCCCAGCGCCCCAUGUGGAUUUGGGGGGUCCCCUCUGUCUCUCCUGCCAUUCAAGGACUCCCCUUUUUCUUCAUCAAGAAGCACAGAAUUCUGCUGGGCCUUU